AUGCCACCGCAAUGUCUGUCGAAUUCUCUACAAAGAGAAUUAGCAGAUUCAAUAAUAAGACUUCGUCCACUUGACGAAUUAAGAAUACUUUUAGCAUGCGGUGCUAAACCCAACGAUCCGGUCACCCAAGGAUUAAGGCCCCUACAUUAUGCCAUAUGGCACAGGUACACGGAAGCUGCACGUCUUUUGAUAGUCAGAGGUUGCGAUAUUAACGCAAGAGACGAAUGCGGAUAUUCCGCAUUGCAUCUCGCAUCCGAACACGGUUACGUGGAACUAGUCGAAAUAUUAUUAAAACACGGGGCACAAGUCAAUUAUAGAGAAGACACGGGUGAACAAUUUCCGAGAACGAUGUUGUGCGACGAACCUCUUCGUCUCGCGAUACGUCACCGCCAUUAUGAAAUUGCAAAAUUACUUUUGGAACACGGCGCUAAUCCAAACACGAGAUAUUUUUUCGGUUCUGAAAUUAAUCUUCUUUCCGUACUCGACGUUGAAUUUCUAAGACUUUUAUUAACUUUUGGAGCGGAUCCUAACAUACGUGACAGAGGAGGUUUAACACCUUUAAUGAAAGCAGCAAGGUUGCCACAGGGUAUGGACAGCGUUUUGCUAUUGUUAAGUUACGGUGCUGAUGUGAACGCAAUGACAGACGUUCGACACGAUUAUCGUACCGUUCUCCAUUAUGCCGUUUUGAGUGGAAAUUUGGAAAUCGUUUACCUGCUGAUAAAACAAGGAGCGACGGUUAAUUACGAUUCUGAUUAUCAAAAACCUACUCCCCUGGAUUUGUCAAUAUUAAAAGGAGAUCCGGAAUUGGUUAAAUUAUUACUCAACGCCGGUGCGAACGUCAAUUCGAGUUCUCCAAUAAUAGGAACACCUUUACACGUUGCUUGCGCCGAUAAUAUUCCAAACAGAAUGGACAUACUAUCGAUACUACUCUCCAGAGGUGCGGAUCCAAACAAGGUAAUAGAAAGCGAUGGAAUAACGUUAAGGCCCGUUUUAGCAGAAUACAUAGCGUCCAAUGCGGAAUUAUCGUCACAAGUGGUACACAUGCUUUUAAAAUUUGGCGCCAAAGUCGUUAUGAAAACUCAAUACAGGGACCCACACGGAAUAUUAAAUUCAUUACAAAAUUUGGAUUCUUAUCCGAAAUUGUUGAGAACAUUGCUGGAAGCUGCGGAAGGAUUCGAUUUGUGUAUGAUAAGAAGAUCAUCUUAUUUAACUCAAAAUCAAAAAUUAAUUUUAUUAGAUUUAGCAACGAAACCUCUUUCUCUCCUUCAUCAGUGUCGCCUGUUUUUCAGAAGACAUUUUGGUUCGAAAUUAAUUAAAGUCGUCCAUGAAUUUAUAAUACCCGUAACGCUUCAUAAAUAUUUACUUUACGAGGAUUAA
This is a messenger RNA of Pediculus humanus corporis (human body louse), 1377 nucleotides long. RefSeq lists its product as uncharacterized. Gene Ontology annotation, molecular function: transcription cis-regulatory region binding; protein binding. Lineage: Eukaryota; Metazoa; Arthropoda; Insecta; Psocodea; Pediculidae. The coding region runs from base 1 to 1377 and encodes 458 amino acids. The transcript has 6 exons. Gene Ontology annotation, cellular component: nucleus. The record is from RefSeq and is a predicted model, not a curated record. Gene Ontology annotation, biological process: positive regulation of transcription by RNA polymerase II.